AUGGCGUGCUUCAAGCCAUUUCGUUGCAUGUGCAUAGUCGACGGGAACGAGAGAGAGAGAAUCCAGCUGGAGGGCAUCGCUGGCUCGUUCAGCUGGAAUCCAUCUGCAAACGAGUGUCCCCGUAAGAUUCCCCCAAAAGAUUCGAGACAGAGACUUGACUGCAAGCGCUCGAUACGGCGGCGCAUGUCUACUACCCAGGCGCUGGAGCCUUGCGACUCGCAAUGGUACCAGGCUUUGGACCCUUCGUCUCACGAUCUAGCCGACGACGUCGAGUUCAAGAACGUGACGUGGUGCGAGGACGCGAGGUGUCGGAAUUUCUACAGGUUCCGGGAGCAUGCCAACGUGGGCACCUCGACAAGUUGA
Messenger RNA from Colletotrichum costaricense, 363 nucleotides. RefSeq lists its product as uncharacterized. NCBI's taxonomy places the organism in Eukaryota, Fungi, Ascomycota, Sordariomycetes, Glomerellales, Glomerellaceae. The record is from RefSeq and is a predicted model, not a curated record. The coding region runs from base 1 to 363 and encodes 120 amino acids. The transcript has 2 exons.